Glycine soja is the source of this 2570-nucleotide messenger RNA. RefSeq names its product protein tesmin/TSO1-like CXC 5. The transcript has 8 exons. The coding region runs from base 486 to 2243 and encodes 585 amino acids. Gene Ontology annotation, biological process: regulation of DNA-templated transcription. NCBI's taxonomy places the organism in Eukaryota, Viridiplantae, Streptophyta, Magnoliopsida, Fabales, Fabaceae. The record is from RefSeq and is a predicted model, not a curated record. Gene Ontology annotation, cellular component: nucleus.
CUCCUGGUUGGACUUAGACUCAAUUAGCGCCAAAAUGUAUCUCCGUCACAACUCCGAAAGUACCGUUACCUUUUCAUUAUCCAACGGACACGGGUCACUUCAAUCUCCCCCAGAAAAUCACAACCGUGAAAUCAAACCUUCAACCUCAUUCGAUUCAAUUUUCAAAAUCGAGAGAGAGCUGGCACUGCCACACCACACCAGAGUUUCUCCGGCGAACCACAAUAAUUUUGUUUUUUUUAUGCCGAAACUCUCCCUCUCUUAAAGGCCGUUGAUUCCUUGCAAUUCAAAACGCACGAGAAUUUAUGACGCCACUCUGAGGCUGACGACACUCCGUUUCGUUACAACAGACUUCUUCUCUGAAGCCUUUUCAGCGCGUUUCGGGAUCGCAACUCGAAACGGCGAGUCGUUGAGAGCAGUAACACUAACAUUGCAAUUCGAUUUCAAGCCGCUGUGUUGCGAGAUCGAUUUCUGAUCGCUGCCGAAAGAUGGAACAGAGCGAAACGGCGUCGGAUUUAGCUCCAAGGAAAUUGGCUCGCCAAUUGGAUUUCGCGGCCGUUUACGGAGAUCCGUCGCACCAGAAACUGCCUCCACCGUUGCCGCCUCCACAGUCACCGUUGCGUCCGCCGUCGCAUUCUCCGUUGCGAUUGCAGUUGGAUUUGCAGCCGCCGGGGCAACGGCCGUGGUUAUAUUCAGAGGCGCAGGAACAACAGCCGGGGUUGUAUUCACCGCGGCCGAAGCUAGUUUCGCCGGUUAGACGAAUUCCGCACCCCGUGGUGAAGUUUCCGGUGAAGGUGUUGCAAGUGGUAAAGCCAGAGUCUCCCAGAUCACAACCUCGAUGUAAUGUGGAAUUGAAGGACACCACUCCAAAGAAACAGAAACAAUGUAACUGCAAAAAUUCUAGAUGCCUCAAGUUGUACUGUGAGUGCUUUGCAGCUGGGAUCUAUUGUGAUGGCUGCAACUGUGUAAAUUGCCAUAAUAAUGUGGAUAAUGAGGCUGCCAGACAGGAGGCAGUUGGAAUAACAUUGGAACGCAAUCCAAAUGCUUUCAGACCAAAAAUUGCUAGCAGUCCACAAGAACAAAGAGAUUCCAAGGAAUGUGAAAUUAAAGUAAUAGGAAAGCACAAUAAAGGAUGUCACUGCAAGAAAUCAGGCUGCCUUAAGAAGUAUUGUGAGUGCUUCCAAGCCAAUAUCCUCUGCUCUGAAAAUUGUAAAUGCAUGGACUGCAAGAAUUUUGAAGGAAGUGAUGAAAGAAUAGCAAUAUUUCACAAAGAUUACAAUCUAGUUCACAUGAAACAGGCAGCUAAUGCUACCAUUAGUGGAGCUGUUGGAUCAUCUGGCUAUGGAACCCAUAUAACACCCAAGAAGAGAAAAAAUCAGGAAAUGUUUCCUGGAAAGUCAGCCAUGGAUCAAACUGUUAACAUGACUGCUCAAUACCUACAGGAAAUUGAUCCUAUGGCUUCAUCGCCAUCAUCUCUGUCAGAUUCCUUUAUUUCUGACCCUUCCAACACAAGAAUUUCAGGGUCUUCAAGAUCUACAUACCGGUCCGUAUUGGCAGAUGUCCUCAAGCCAAAUAAUGUAAAGAAUCUCUGUUCACUUUUUGUUGUUCUCUCACGAGUAGCUGCAAAGACAAAUGCAGAAAUGAGAGGCAAAGUAGACCAGCAAACAAAAACUGGGAACUUUGAAGCUUCUGUUGCUUCAUCAGCUAAAUCACUGCAAGAAACUAGAGAUGUCCACCAGCCUGCUUGUGAUGAUCAUGUGAAUAAAGAUGAAGCAGAAGCAGUUGAUGUCGCUCAUUAUAAUAGGCCAUUAUCACCUGAAACACUAGCAUUGAUGUGUGAUGAACAGGAUGAUAUGCUUUUUGGAAAUUGUUCUGCAGAUGGAGUUGCAUGCAACAGUACUUUUCAAAACAUGAUUCAAAAGUCAUUUAAUUCUGAUGGAUGCACUGAUGUUUACAGAGAGCAGGAAAGGCUUAUAUUGACCAAGUUCUUGGACAUUCUUCGCGGACUCGUUACUCAUGGCAGCAUCAAAGAAACAAUGUGCUCUUCAUUGACCAAGAAAGGGGAGAGAAGCAAGAAAGAACCUGCAGACAAUGGCAAUAAUGGUGCUGAAACUAACGUUGGGAGUGAGAAGGGAAUUCAAAGCAACUGCUUUGCAAAUUACCUCAUCCCAUCGAUCGCUAAAAUAUCCCAGACAAAUUAUGCCAUAACCAAUGGACAUGGUAAUAAUGAUCUUUCGUUGACCUGAUUGAUAAUGAAACAUGUUGCUGGUGACAGUGUGCAGCCCGGAAUUUCUGCUGCUGAUGUGCAUGUUACAUACAACUGAUACAAGCCCUGUUCUCUGCUGUUAAAUUAGAGCUUGUCUAGAUCUUUAUAUGAUAAUAUAAAUAAGAAUAAAAAAAGAAAAAUAAUAAUAAUAAUAAUAUAUAAGGUACAAAUAGUAAAUUGAGGUUUCCCUUUCAUGAUAAACUUUCCUUCCAUUUUUUUUCCUUUAAUAGGUCUAGUAUUUCCGGCAAUUGCAAUGGCUUCUUUAUUUCUUCAUGUUAAAAAAAACAAGAUUUUUGGAUACAGAAAA